GAAUGAACUUCCGGGUAAGGACAGAUCUGCUUCCGGGUGAUGAGGCUGCAGUAUGGGGUCUGCCAGGAUCUUUAUCCAGAGUGACUGGCAACAAGCCCUGCGGUGAGGGGGGAUACUGCCCACUGCAAUAUAUACUGAUACAGAGUAUACCAUGAUAAUCAGACUGUGUAUAUUUAGUGAUACAGAGAAUCCCAUGAUAAUCAGACUGUAUAUAUAGUGAUACAGAGUAUACCAUGAUAAUCAGACUGUAUAUAUACUGAUACAGAGUAUCCCAUGAUAAUCAGACUAUGUAUAUAUAGUGAUACAGAGUAUCCCAUGAUAAUCAGACUGUGUAUAUAUACUGAUACAGAGUAUACCAUGAUAAUCAGACUGUGUAUAUAGUGAUACAGAGUAUCCCAUGAUAAUCAGACUGUGUAUAUAGUGAUACAGAGUAUACCAUGAUAAUCAGACUAUGUAUAUAUAGUGAUACAGAGUAUACCAUGAUAAUCAGACUAUGUAUAUAUAGUGAUACAGAGUAUACCAUGAUAAUCAGACUGUGUAUAUAGUGAUACAGAGUAUCCUAUGAUAAUCAGACUGUGUAUAUAGUGAUACAGAGUAUACCAUGAUAAUCAGACUGUAUAUAUAGUGAUUCAGAGUAUCCCAUGAUAAUCAGACUGUGUAUAUACUGAUACAGAGUAUACCAUGAUAAUCAGACUGUAUAUAUAGUGAUACAGAGUAUCCCAUGAUAAUUAGACUGUGUAUAUAGUGAUACAGAGUAUCCCAUGAUAAUCAGACUGUGUAUAUAGUAAUACAGAGUAUACCAUGAUAAUCAGACUGUGUAUAUUUAGUGAUACAGAGAAUCCCAUGAUAAUCAGACUGUAUAUAUAGUGAUACAGAGUAUACCAUGAUAAUCAGACUGUAUAUAUACUGAUACAGAGUAUCCCAUGAUAAUCAGACUGUGUAUAUAUACUGAUACAGAGUAUACCAUGAUAAUCAGACUGUGUAUAUAGUAAUACAGAGUAUCCCAUGAUAAUCAGACUGUGUAUAUAGUGAUACAGAGUAUCCUAUGAUAAUCAGACUGUAUAUAUAGUGAUACACAGUAUCCCAUGAUAAUCAGACUGUGUAUAUAGUAAUACAGAGUAUCCCAUGAUAAUCAGACUGUGUAUAUAGUGAUACAGAGUAUACCAUGAUAAUCACACUGUGUAUAUAGUAAUACAGAGUAUACCAUGAUAAUCAGACUGUGUAUAUAGUGAUACACAGUAUCCCAUGAUAAUCAGACUGUGUAUAUAGUGAUACACAGUAUCCCAUGAUAAUCAGACUGUGUAUAUAGUUAUACAGAGUAUACCAUGAUAAUCACACUGUGUAUAUAGUAAUACAGAGUAUACCAUGAUAAUCAGACUGUGUAUAUAGUGAUACACAGUAUCCCAUGAUAAUCAGACUGUGUAUAUAGUGAUACAGAGUAUACCAUGAUAAUCAGACUGUAUAUAUAGUGAUACAGAGUAUACCAUGAUAAUCAGACUGUGUAUAUAGUGAUUCAGAGUAUCCCAUGAUAAUCAGACUGUGUAUAUAGUGAUACAGAGUAUACCAUGAUAAUCAGACUAUGUAUAUAUAGUGAUACAGAGUAUACCAUGGUAAUCAGACUGUGUAUAUAUAGUGAUACAGAGUAUACCAUGAUAAUCAGACUAUGUAUAUAUAGUGAUACAGAGUAUACCAUGAUAAUCAGACUAUGUAUAUAUAGUGAUACAGAGUAUACCAUGAUAAUCAGACUAUGUAUAUAUAGUGAUACAGAGUUUACCAUGAUAAUCAGACUGUAUAUAUAGUGAUACAGAGUAUCCCAUGAUAAUCAGACUGUGUAUAUAGUGAUACAGAGUAUCCCAUGAUAAUCAGACUGUGUAUAUAGUGAUACAGAGUAUCCCAUGAUAAUCAGACUGUGUAUAUAGUGAUUCAGAGUAUACCAUGAUAAUCAGACUGUAUAUAUAGUAAUACAGAGUAUCCCAUGAUAAUCAGACUGUGUAUAUAGUGAUACAGAGUAUCCUAUGAUAAUCAGACUGUAUAUAUAGUGAUACACAGUAUCCCAUGAUAAUCAGACUGUGUAUAUAGUGAUACAGAGUAUCCCAUGAUAAUCAGACUGUGUAUAUAGUGAUACAGAGUAUACCAUGAUAAUCACACUGUGUAUAUAGUGAUUCAGAGUAUACCAUGAUAAUCAGACUGUGUAUAUAGUGAUACACAGUAUCCCAUGAUAAUCAGACUGUGUAUAUAGUGAUACAGAGUAUACCAUGAUAAUCACACUGUGUAUAUAGUAAUACAGAGUAUACCAUGAUAAUCAGACUGUGUAUAUAGUGAUACACAGUAUCCCAUGAUAAUCAGACUGUGUAUAUAGUGAUACAGAGUAUACCAUGAUAAUCAGACUGUAUAUAUAGUGAUACAGAGUAUACCAUGAUAAUCAGACUGUGUAUAUAGUGAUUCAGAGUAUCCCAUGAUAAUCAGACUGUGUAUAUAGUGAUACAGAGUAUACCAUGAUAAUCAGACUAUGUAUAUAUAGUGAUACAGAGUAUACCAUGACCAAUCAGACUGUGUAUAUAUAGUGAUACAGAGUAUACCAUAGUAAUCAGACUGUGUAUAUAUAGUGAUACCGUAUACCAUGAUAAUCAGGCUAUUGUAUAUAGUGAUACAGAAGUAUACCAUGAUAAUCACACUGUGUAUAUAGUAAUACAGAGUAUACCAUAUUAAUCGAACUGUGUAUAUAGUAUUACACAGUAUCCCAUAAAUAAUCGAACUGUAUAUAGUGAUACAGAGUAUACCAUGAUAAUCAGACUGUAUAUAUAGUAUUACAAGUAUACCCUUGAUAAUCAGACUGUGUGUAUAUAUAGUGAUUCAAAAUUAUCCCAUGAUAAUCAGACUGUGUAUAUAGUGAUACAGAGUAUACCAUGAUAAUCGAACUAUGUAUAUAUAGUGAUACAGAGUAUACCAUGAUAAUCAGACUAUGUAUAUAUAGUAUUACAGAAGUAUACCAUAUUAUUAAUUUCAUGUAUAUAGUGACUAGAGUAUACCACUUAUUAAUCAGACUGUAUAUAUACUGAUACAAGUAUACCAUGAUAAUCAGACUGUGUAUAUAGUGAUUCAGAGUAUACCAUGAUAAUCAGACUGUGUAUAUAGUAAUACAGAGUAUCCCAUGAUAAUCAGACUGUGUAUAUAGUGAUACAGAGUAUACCAUGAUAAUCAGACUAUGUAUAUAUAGUGAUACAGAGUAUACCAUGAUAAUCAGACUAUGUAUAUAUAGUGAUACAGAGUAUACCAUGAUAAUCAGACUAUGUAUAUAUAGUGAUACAGAGUAUCCCAUGAUAAUCAGACUGUGUAUAUAGUGAUACAGAGUAUACCAUGAUAAUCAGACUGUAUAUAUAGUGAUACAGAGUAUACCAUGAUAAUCAGACUGUGUAUAUAGUGAUUCAGAGUAUCCCAUGAUAAUCAGACUGUGUAUAUAGUGAUACAGAGUAUACCAUGAUAAUCAGACUAUGUAUAUAUAGUGAUACAGAGUAUACCAUGAUAAUCAGACUAUGUAUAUAUAGUGAUACAGAGUAUACCAUGAUAAUCAGACUGUGUAUAUAGUGAUACAGAGUAUACCAUGAUAAUCAGACUGUAUAUAUACUGAUACAGAGUAUACCAUGAUAAUCAGACUGUGUAUAUAGUGAUUCAGAGUAUACCAUGAUAAUCAGACUGUGUAUAUAGUAAUACAGAGUAUCCCAUGAUAAUCAGACUGUGUAUAUAGUGAUACAGAGUAUACCAUGAUAAUCAGACUAUGUAUAUAUAGUGAUACAGAGUAUACCAUGAUAAUCAGACUAUGUAUAUAUAGUGAUACAGAGUAUACCAUGAUAAUCAGACUGUGUAUAUAGUAAAACAUAGUAUACCAUGUGAUUAAUCAGGCAGAGCCUUCUCUCUCUGUCCAGUUACUGGAGUGCAGAGCCUUCUCUCUCUGUCCAGUUACUGGAGUGCAGAGCCUUCUCUCUCUGUCCAGUUACUGGAGUGCAGAGCAUUCUCUCUCUGUCCAGUUACUGGAGUGCAGAGCAUUCUCUCUCUGUCCAGUUACUGGAGUGCAGAGCCUUCUCUCUCUGUCCAGUUACUGGAGUGCAGAGCCUUCUCUCUCUGUCCAGUUACUGGAGUGCAGAGCCUUCUCUCUCUGUCCAGUUACUGGAGUGCAGAGCCUUCUCUCUCUGUCCAGUUACUGGAGUGCAGAGCCUUCUCUCUCUGUCCAGUUACUGGAGUGCAGAGCCUUCUCUCUCUGUCCAGUUACUGGAGUGCAGAGCCUUCUCUCUCUGUCCAGUUACUGGAGUGCAGAGCCUUCUCUCUCUGUCCAGUUACUGGAGUGCAGAGCCUUCUCUCUCUGUCCAGUUACUGGAGUGCAGAGCCUUCUCUCUCUGUCCAGUAACUGAGUGCAGAGCCUUCUCUCUCUGUCCAGUAACUGAGCGCAGAGCUUUCUCUCUCUGUCCAGUAAUGGAGCGCAGAGCUUUCUCUCUCUGUCCAGUAACAGAGUGCAGAGCCUUCUCUCUCUGUCCAGUAAUGGAGCGCAGAGCCUUCUCACUGUAUAUUUGUAAAUAAUUUGUGUAUUUUAUUAAUUUUUUCUAUCUUUUUGACACAUUGAGGAGCUUUCUCUCCUUUUCUUCCUUUAUCCCGGAUGGGUUGUGGAGAGACUGGAUGUUAGAGAUAAUUUGCUAAGCUCUAUGUCUUGUGUCUGUUUAACAAACUAAUAAUAUGUUUUCUCUCCAGGAAGGCUGAUGGCGAAGCGUGGGUGUCGUGUAAGAUUGCAGGUAUGUUUAUUGUGAGUGAUGGUUUUAUUCCUGGCAGUGCCACCCUGACCUGUGUUCCCCAAGUGAUCCCAGCUGCCAUUUAACUAAUACUGUUUAUCGUUGCUUGUACAUAUUGCUGCAUUACACAUCGAUGGGCAGCUUGUUAAAUAAUGGCACCUUACAAAUAUUGAAUUCAAAUCCUGCAGGUAGAAAAUAAACCGUUUAAUUAAUGAGACGUCAAUUCACUGUAAUUUGUAAUUACACUGCUGAAAAUACAUUCUAUAAUUGUAUAAUACAGGAUAUAUUUAAUAUAUGAUACUAUAAUAACCAUGUCCUAAAGGACCCAGCAAUAACCAGCACAAUGUCUCAAAUGCACAUUUUGUUGGUUUAUAACAUUCGGUUUAUUCAAUGUGCAUUUUUUCUCAUUUUGACCUAGAAACCUGCAAUUCUCUUAUUAGUUCUCCACAAUUCCUAGUUUGUCAUUCCCUGCUUUGACGGCCACUAGACUGGUAUAGGAAUGUAUCACUUAACAAACACUGACCCACUUACUUAGUAAAGCCAGUAUUCAAAACGCAUUUCAUAUUUAAGGCCAGAUAAGAAGGGAAAGUGAAUUCUCACGCUAGUUAAAUACCGCUGUCAGUGGGGAUUGUCCUUUUUUUAUCACAAAGUCUCGCACUAAAAUGUGAAUGUUCUCUUUCACAGGGAAACCUACAAUUUAUGGAUGUCUGAAAUGCCUGGGGGUUGGUUCCGAUGGCAUUCCCCAUAUCACCUCCUCAGAUGAAUUUGUUGUACAUGCAGUCACAAAGGUACGUUGUAACUGCAUGUUGAAAUGAAAUUAAAGGAAAACUGCAGGCACCAUAACCACUUUACUCACCAAUUAACCCAGGUGUUCAAUCCCCAGCAGACUGCAGCCCUGUCUCUAACGACCAAAUGGCCACUUCAGUCCAUACCAGGGGUAGCAGGCAGUGAUAGCUUGAGAACAUCACAAUCCCUGGUAUAAAUUGGUACGGUAUCGCAGAAAAUGAAUCUAAAAACACUGGUGCCUGGUUUCACAGACCUGCCGACAAACUCAGGUUAAACCUGAGAAACAUGUUAAUUGGGUUGUAGUGUAUCCAAAUUGUUUUUUGUAGCCUUCUGCUUAUAUAGAGCUAUUCUUCACCCUCCUUCAUGAGCUAAACACCAGCAGUAUAAAGCUAUGGACUGCUUAUAUGUUGGGUUUUAUUCUGCAAAAUAAUCUUUAUCAGAUCACUGUUAUAUUUUUAUAUUUACAGUUCAACCACUGCUCAAAAGCCAAGUGGAUAAUUUUAAAACCAGACACAGAUAAUGUAUUACUGCAAUAAUUCUUACUGUUUGAGGUGUUGUAAAAGUUGGGGUAUGAAGCACACGUUCGGAUUGCUGUUACCACGGAUGUGACAUGUCACGGCUGUGGGUGUGUGAUCGUAGGAUUUUUUUGGUCAGUGUCAACAGAGCACCCGGCUGUGUGUUUUCGAGAUGGUUACUCUGCAUCUUGCAUUUCUUUCAGAAAAGUAUAUCUGUCUCCUGUCCCAGUGAAAACACAUCCUCCAAAUUUCUGUCUCCGUACACUGGCUUCGCGAGAAUCCAUGGAAAAAGUGUAAGGUAUUUUUACAUAUUUCUUUUUUUUAUUUUUACGUCUUCCGUUCUUUUCCAGUCUGUGUGUAAAAAAAAAAAAAAAAAUAGAACAAUAUUUGAAAAAGUAAAAUAGAAGGAAUUCUAAAUGGGGGGAAAAACCCACCAACAAUGGUGCAAUCAUUGCAUAAACCAGUGUGAGGUUUUACCUGAAUUCUAAUAAACAAGCAAACUGCGUUUCCUUACAAACUGAGUCGAAUCAUGUCUAACUGUCAGUACAGUAAACCAGGAAAAUUCUGUUAAAAGUUUAAAAGCAACUUGCACAGAAAUGGAUUUUUAAAAGCUGACUAGAUUAGCGCUGGUAAGAAACCGGCCUAAGUAAAAAAAAAAAAUUGACAUUCACUUGCAUUUUUUAUUUAUUUCAUGUACAUGGAAUUUACGGUUAAUUUCCCCCCCUUUGAUGUUGAAAGAGAAGCUGCUAAGUGCUGAAAUGGUACCUGCGUUUAUAACACUCUGUAUGAAGCUGUUCCUGAAACAAGAGACACUCUGACUCUUGUGAUUCCGUGUGUGCGUGUUUGCACGGAAUUAUGGGUAGAUGCAAGACGCCAUUCUGAUAGCAGAGCAUCACAUUAGAUCAUUUGUUUUUGUAUUUUGUUGUACCUAAUGUAACAAUGCAAUGAUUUGUGGACCCAGGACAUACUUGAAAACGAGAGAAAUCUCAAUGUAUCUUUCCUGGUAAAAUAGUUUAUAAAUAAAUAAAUAAAUAAAAUACACAAAACAUUUAUUUUGGUAUCAACUGCACAUUUUUUUUAAAAUAAGAAAUAUUAUUAAAGUCCAGAGGGUACUCUUUAUUUAGUUGCUUUUUGUAUUAUUUUGUGCUUAUAAAAAGAAAGACUGCACUCACCUGAACAUGUACAUUUUUUUUUUUUAUAAACUGCUAUAUUAGUGCAACAUAGAGAAUACAGUGCACUUACCUUGUGACUCAUUAUAAAGAGAACAACAUUAUUAUAUGAUCGUACAUUGUGUGAGCCUGCCAUAAAAUGGAACACAUUGAUGUAGAAGACCUAUUCAUUGCAUGAUAAUAUAUUGUUUUUUUUGUGUUAUGUGUUUUUAACAAUUUUGUGAUCUUUAAAAUUAGUCUGAGUGGAUUCUCUGUGUGUGUGUGUGUGUGUGUGUGUGUAUGUAUGUAUUAGUGAUGUAUGUACGUGUGCAUAGAUGUGUGUGUGUGUGUAUGUAUGUAUUAGUGAUGUAUGUACGUGUGCAUAGAUGUGUGUGUGUAUGUAUGUAUUAGUGAUGUAUGUACGUGUGCAUAGAUGUGUGUGUGUGUGUAUGUAUGUAUUAGUGAUGUAUGUACGUGUGCAUAGAUGUGUGUGUGUGUGUGUGUGUGUAUGUAUGUAUUAGUGAUGUAUGUACGUGUGUAUGGAUGUAUUACUGAUGUAUGUACGUGUGCAUAGAUGUGUGUGUGUAUGGAUGUAUGUAUUAGUGAUGUAUGUACGUGUGCAUAGAUGUGUGUGUGUAUGUAUGUAUUAGUGAUGUAUGUACGUGUGCAUAGAUGUGUGUGUGUGUGUGUGUGUGUAUGUAUGUAUUAGUGAUGUAUGUACGUGUGCAUAGAUGUGUGUGUGUGUGUGUAUGGAUGUAUGUAUUAGUGAUGUAUGUACGUGUGUAUGGAUGUAUUACUGAUGUAUGUACGUGUGCAUAGAUGUGUAUGGAUGUAUUACUGAUGUAUGUACGUGUGCAUAGAUGUGUGUGUGUAUGGAUGUAUGUAUUAGUGAUGUAUGUACGUGUGCAUAGGUGUGUGUGUGUGUGUGUGUGUAUGGAUGUAUUAGUGAUGUAUGUACGUGUGCAUAGAUGUGUGUGUGUGUGUAUGGAUGUAUUAGUGAUGUAUGUACGUGUGCAUAGAUGUGUGUGUGUAUGGAUGUAUGUAUUAGUGAUGUAUGUACGUGUGCAUAGAUGUGUGUGUGUGUGUGUAUGGAUGUAUUAGUGAUGUAUGUACGUGUGCAUAGAUGUGUGUGUAUGGAUGUAUUAGUGAUGUAUGUACGUGUGCAUAGAUGUGUGUGUACAUAUAGAUAAUGUUUAUAUACCUCUGUCAGAUUUCUUUAUGAUUCUUUGUCUCCCCUCCUUCCACCAGAUAACCUGCAUGGAUGUGUCCAGCGGAGGGGGACUGGGGCUCUCUACCAGUACAGAUGGAUCUAUGAAGAUCUGGCAAACUAAUAACGGGGAAAUUAGAGUAAGUUCGAUUGCUCUGUGUUUAUUUAACCCUUUGAAUGUCUAAAAUAACAAUUAUGUAAACCCAGAUAUGUAAGGACUAUAUAACACAGCUACCAAAACAUAGUAACAAAUGUCAACAUUUCUCAGACUCUAGUCCUUAGAGCUACAAUCGCAAACUCCAUUCUGCAUGUUAAACCCAGCAUGUACUGGCAAAUACCAAUAUCACGUUUAAAGUCUGCCAGUUUACCAGUCAGGACUGACCCCCAUCCCCUGCACAGUACAGUCUGGACGUUACAAUAUUAAAGGGACAGUGUAUCCUCCAAAUCACUUUAAAAUGCAGGAUUUCAGCCGCAUUCUCUCUUUGUAUUCAGUCGAAUGUUGACCCAUCCCAUAAAAUUCUAGAGCUUAGUUGUUCUCAUUUCUUUAGUGAAAUUACCUUCAGUGUUUCUUACUAAAGCCAAAAUAGAGGGAUGAAGUUGGUGACGGCUGCUGCUUCGGUCAUAUUUCCCAGCAGAUCCCUGACAAUGAGUGGAUUGUUUGUAGCGCUGUAAUAUGUUCUCAUACAAUGGACGGACCGUCCAGGUGAUAACGUUGCGUGUUUUGUUCCUUCUGCAGAGGGUUCUGGAAGGUCACAUUUAUGAUGUAAACUGCUGCAUGUUCUUCCCCUCCGGGAUGGUGGUGCUCAGCGGAGGGAUGGAUUCUCAGAUUAAGAUCUGGUCGGUGGAAGACGCCAGCUGCCCGGUUACCUUUAAAGGUCAUCAAGCAGGUAAUCAGGGCCGUAGCUCCCCCAGCCUGGAAUCCCAUGUACUUCUAUAGCGACUUUUUGUCACAUAAUGGAAUAUUACUGAGUACAGUCUACACUGUUAGCAUGGUUUAUAUUGGUGCCGCUUUUAUUUUUUUUAUUUUUUUUUUUAUCAUCACAAAAACCCAACAAUUCUUCUUACACUUUAAUAUAUCCCAGCAUGCAUCUCACUUGCUGUUUUUGAUUGGUUGCCAAAUUCUGCUAUUGCAAGCUUGAUUUAAUAAUAUCUAGAAGAAUUUGCAGAUGAGGAAUCGGGUUACUUUAACUUGCGUCAUCUUUUACCAUUAGAGUAUGUUUAAAAGCAGCCCUUAAAAUAAAUGGCCAGCUUUUUAAAUGGCCACUAAACACCUUUUGUUUUAUUACAGGGAUGUUUUCCUAAUCUCUACCAGCUUCUCUGUUUCUUUAAUACCAAUUCUGUCUCCCAUAAGAUUGUAUGGGAGAUGGUUUGUUUAUUAAUCCGAAUCUGACGAUUUUAUUAAUACUAAGAAGUUUCUAAUUAUAGAAUUCAUUGUCAAGCACUAUCACAUAACCUGUGGUAUUUUACCACCCGACAUUACAAAAAAAAAAAAAAAAAAGAGAGAGAGGGGAUGGAAAAAAUCCACCCCCAAGGGGUUCACAGCAAACAGCCCCAUGGGAGAAGCAGAAUGUGUAUGCGUCAUAUUAAAGGUCCUGUUUUGUAGGAAUCUUGGACUUGGCGGUGGUGGAUCGUGGAAGGAACGUGUUGUCUUGUUCUCGGGAUGGCACAGCCAGACUUUGGGAUUGCGGUAGAUCCUCCUGCCUCGCCGUGGUUGCAGAGUGUGGUGUUCCUAUUAACGGCAUGUGCAUAGGGGUGCCUGACAACACUGUGAAUCUGGGAUCCCAUGAAGAACCACCGAGUAAGUCAUUGGGUCCCUAUCAGCUUUCUUUAUUGGUGGAUAUAGGUGUUUAAUAGGUUAGAGAUUAAAAAAAAAAAAAAAAGUUAUUUUUUUUUCCUUACAUCCAGCGUGGGCCAGGCACUCACUCUCCGCUCUUGUGCUGGCCUCAGUGCAAACGUUGCACUCAGGACUUUGUAGCACAAUAAUCAUUUAUUGUGUAAAACAAGUUGGCAUUUCAGUCCCAUGUGGACUUUUAUCAUGACAUCCAUACAAAACCAUGAAGCACAAUAUAUAGGGUGUAAAACGGAAGUGAUCAUGCAAGACAUCAUAAAUUAGCUAAUACAAUUGCAUUAAAAAUAAUUCCAUAAAUCAAUUAGUUUGACACACCUCUCCAGUGACUGAUUCACUAACUGUCGCUGUAGUCAUGUGAGCAAUAGAGCAGAAUGAUAAAAACUCUGAUAACUCAGAUAAGUGUGCCGAAUAUCCCAGCGAUAGCGAGAGAGAAAGCUAGUGAACCUCUGAGUGAAAUGCAGAAGUAAUCCUCAUUAAAUGCUGAAAUAAGAGUUUAAGGAAAUAAUGAAAGUCCUACUUGCUGCGAAGUGUUAGGAAGACUCAAGCAUAACUCCAGAUCAUCCAGAGACAGAAACUAGGUAAACGUAAAGUAAGAUUCCAAUUCAGAAAAUGUUGAAGGGAAGUACAUGAAAAGUUGUGACCAUGUGUUGGUGAAAAAUUAGAUAUCAGUUCUGCAGUCGAAAGUAUCUGUUUGAGCACAUAAACAGGACUUUGCGUCAAAGAUCCACCUUUCACAAGAGACAACACGAACCAAAAUAGAGGACAUACAUUAAGCCAGGCAACAUAAGGACAGAAACAAAUAAAAAUCAAGAAACGCAAUAAAAUGAACUUGUAGUGGAACCUAGCUAACAGCAUGCUAUCCAAAUAACCUUAUCCUAAUGCAAGGAUGACCCAUAGGGGAGUAUCAGUAUAUUACACUGAGGCUAAGUUCCAUAUAGAAUCUAGGAGGACUUACCCUGGAAGAAGCACACCAUCUGCAGGAAAAUAAAGAUAAGGCACAUAGACAUGGAAAUGUUGGCUAUUUAUGUCACAGCCAAAAAAACUAUAAAGUAAGUUCUGCUCAUUGAGUCCUCCCGGUGCCACAGUCCACAAUCUUCUGGUUCCGGGAAGCCUCGUGUUUCAGUAACUCACGAUCCCAGGCCCCUCCAUGGGGGAGUGGAGGUAUGUGGUCGAUUUUCAUUUGCAAUUUGAGCCCUGGGUGUGCCUUGUCUGAACUGGAUUAUGAUGUCAUGUGCGAAGUCUUUAAAAGAAAAACCACAUCACAAGAAAAAAAGUUAUAUUUUGGGUGAUUUUCAAUGUUUUAUGGAAUGGUGUAGUUUCUCGAAGUGUCAGUUCCUCUGCCGUCACAUUCUAUGUUUCUAAAUGUUUCUUCGGAGCCAGUAUUGCACAAAAGUGAUAGAAUUUUAAGUUGUCAUUAAAUAGGUUGAUGUAUAAUAGUGAAAUCAAUAAAUUAAAGAAGAACAUUUUUAUCAUAACAUUUUGGUUAAUUUUAGCAUGUUUUCCCUUAUAAUACCGUGCAUUGUGCUUUGUGUUUAUAUCACAGGCGACCGCGAAGUGGGGACUGGAGGGAAGUUAUUGCUGCUGGCGCGAGAGGAUAAAAAGCUGCAGGGAGUGAGUGUGCAAAGUCGUACGCCUGUGAGUACCGCCCAAUGCGACUUACCUGGUCUGCUCUUAUAAUACAUUCAGCAUGGCUUGUGAUUACUGGAAACCUGAUUUUUCUAAAUGUAACUCCUUACAGCAGUCGUUAGGAGUCCGUUUUAAAGAAUGUUCUCGUGGAAUUUGUCCUUUCUCCAUAUGCACAUACUGUAAUGAAUUUAGUUUCAGAUGUUUAAUGACACUUUAAGUUUUAGUCAGUAAACUUGGAUUUACAGCAGUUACAAUUAUUUAUAUAGCGCUAACAUAUUCCGCAGCGCUGCAAGUACAAAACUCUGCAGAGAUGCAGACAUUUUCCAGACCCCAUAUACAAAAGCCAUAUUUAUAUUUGCUAGUGAUUUCGACAGUCCAAUCCAUGAAAUAAAACGUGUGUGUCUAUCUGAUGCAGACCUUUCAUUAAUAUAUUUUAUUGGUCUGGUCGAAAAUCACAAUGCAUCAUGGGGGAUGUGGUUCUGUAACCGCUGAACCUCUACCUUUUAGUCACCCCUAUUUUAUAUCGUACGCGAUGAUGGAGAUUUACUGCGCUCUGUGUUCUGGAUUGUUUUCCAGAUAUUUGUCUUCGAUGGAUCCGAUGCAUUUAACUGCUGCACCUUCAUUUCCAGUAUGAGCGUUCUGGCAGGAACGCAGGAUGGUAACAUAUACACACUGGAUGUCAGGAAUACAAGGUGAGCAUUUAAUAUUGCUUUCAUGGGGGGGGACCAUACAGUGAGAAGUUGUUUUUACAAGUUUUUUUUUGUUUCAUUUUUCUCACAGGACCCCAGUGCAGACUCUGUGCAAGUCAGGGGCCCCAGUGCUUUCCUUGAUGCCCUUUGGAGAAGGAUUUAUUGCUAGCCAAGGUAUCCUCACAGACACAAUAUGGGCUUAAAGAGAUGACAUUUAUUUAAUAAGACAAUAUCAGUAUUGAUGGGGUGUUGUUUUGUUUUUUUUAAAGGCUUUACCAUUUUUACUUAAUGUAAAUCGAACUUAAACAUAGAAACAUAGAAACAUAGAAUGUGACGGCAGAUAAGAACCAUUCGGCCCAUCUAGUCUGCCCAAUUUUCUAAAUACUUUCAUUAGUCCCUGGCCUUAUCUUAUAGUUAGGAUAGCCUUAUGCCUAUCCCACGCAUGCUUAAACUCCUUUACUGUGUUAACCUCUACCACUUCAUCUGGAAGGCUAUUCCAUGCAUCCACUACCCUCUCAGUAAAGUAAUACUUCCUGAUAUUAUUUUUAAACCUUUGUCCCUCUAAUUUAAGACUAUGUCCUCUUGUUGUGGUAGUUUUUCUUCUUUUAAAUAUAGUCUCCUCCUUUACUGUGUUGAUUCCCUUUAUAUAUUUAAAUGUUUCUAUCAUAUCCCCCCUGUCUCGUCUUUCCUCCAAGCUAUACAUGUUAAGAUCCUUUAACCUUUCCUGGUAAGUUUUAUCCCGCAAUCCAUGAACCAGUUUAGUAGCCCUUCUCUGAACCCUCUCUAAGGUAUCAAUAUCCUUCUGAAGAUACGGUCUCCAGUACUGUGUACAAUACUCCAAGUGAGGUCUCACCAGUGUUCUGUACAAUGGCAUGAGCACUUCCCUCUUUCUACUGCUAAUGCCUCUCCCUAUACAACCAAGCAUUCUGCUAGCAUUUCCUGCUGCUCUAUUACAUUGUCUGCCUACCUUUAAGUCAUCAGAAAUAAUCACCCCUAAAUCCCUUUCCUCAUAUGUUGAGGUUAGAACUCUAUCAAAUAUUCUGUACUCUGCCCUUGGGUUUUUACGUCCAAGAUGCAUUAUCUUGCACUUAUCCACAUUAAAUGUCAGUUGCCACAAUUCUGACCAUUUUUCUAGUUUACCUAAAUCAUUUGUCAUUUGGCUUAUCCCUCCUGGAACAUCAACCCUGUUACAUAUCUUGGUAUCAUCAGCAAAAAGACAUACCUUACCAUCAAGACCUUCUGCAAUAUCACUAAUAAAAAUAAAGAGAAUGGGUCCAAGUACAGAUCCCUGAGGAACCCCACUGGUGACAAGUCCAAGCUUCGAAUAUAUUCCAUUAACUACAACCCUCUGUUGCCUGUUACUCAGCCACUGCCUUACCCAUUCAACAAUAUUUGAAUCCAAACUUAAAUCAGUGUAAGUGAAAUAGAACAUACAAGGUUAUUCAGGAAAGUGCGAAUUCAACGUGCUUUUUACAUUUCAGGCCAAUUGGAAACAUUCUGUUAGUUCUGUUUGGCAACUUCGGCCUAAAACAUGAAAUUCACACCUUGAAUUCUCACUUUAGUAAAAUGCCCUGAGAGUGUCUUUACUUGUAUUCCUUCAUAAAAUGUAGGUUUUAUAACACAGGAGGCUACUACCAAUUUAUCUCCAUCAACCCCCAUGUUCUUUGCAUCACUCUGCUAACUGAAUGUAUCUGGCUCUGAUAAUUUUAUCCAUUUAAACCUCUAAAGCUGAUUUGCUUCCUCGGUUUAGGUGAUGGAACCUGUUUCGUUUUACAACAAGACUCUGCUCAGGUUCUGGAACUCAUUGGACCAGACUAUGACCCUGUAUACAAGGUACGGUACCAGACUGUGGGGAAGACAGAGAGACCGUACAGUUAUGUGACUAUUUCUCCCCACUCUACUGUCCGUAGCGAGGGGUGGUAUUUACAGAAAAGAUUAUCAAUUAACGCUAGGGUUUUUCCUCGUUACGUGGAUGCUCGACAAUGUCCGCGUUCUGCCAAUCCAUUGUUUUCUCAUAGAGAAGCAUUAGCCGCGUUUGUAGACGAUGAUACCAAAUGCAAUUGUAUAAGGUGUUUAGGAGGAAACUGCUCUAAAGGCUGUCAGUAUGGCAAAAACUAGAGGCAAGUUCUCUGAGAAAUGUAAACCUUUUUAUUUCAUGACCAUGUUUUCAACAGUCCAAACAAAAAAGGAAGAAUGAGGAGGUAGGAAAAGAAUAAUAAAAUGUGUGCGCUAGCUUGUAGAAAUUGCCAGGUCAGAGAUAGGAAGUACAAUUAUUUAUCUGUGAUACCUGUAUCUUAAUGGAACUCAGAGACACUUUAGUGGACUAACAGCAGAAAGUCACCAACAUAUUCUGCUUGAUUAUAACCAUAACAAGUGCUAAGAGGGGAGUUCUUUAGCCAUUGCAAUUCUCCUUUCCUACCCACAGCAAUCUUGGGUAGUAGUUGUGGUUUUUUAACACAAUAAGACUUCCCAAAGAGCUGGGACAUGCAAGGUUUAGCUAUGUUAUUAGAUGUCAUAGACAUUUCCGGUCCUUGAAGGCCAUGAGGGAGCCAAGAGUUAGACAACUAGCCUUUAACUUUUCUCUGCUGAUACAAUGCGUGUCAUUUGUAACCCUGCUCUUCUUAUCGUUGUCCUGUUUGUGCUGUCUUGCAGGUGGCAGCCAUGGAUAAACUUGUCUAUACUUGCUGUAGAGAUGGAAUUAUCCGGAAAUAUCAGCUUACGGAUCUGUGACCAACAUGUGGAAUAUAUGGAGGGAUGAUCGGGCCGAAAUCUGACUGAAAAGAUUUGUGCAUUCUUUUGAAAAGACUCUAAGACUCUUAUUUGUUAAAAAAAAAAAAAAAACUUGUAUUAAAUACGAUUUCUUCAUCAGUCCUAUUUUUUGGACUUUCAUUUGUAGUGACAAAAACAUGUUACAAGGCUUAAAAAUAAAUAUUUUUGUUUUGCUAGAAAUGAAUAUUGAUUAUUUGU
Pelobates cultripes (western spadefoot toad) is the source of this 15565-nucleotide messenger RNA. The record is from the annotation of a GenBank genome assembly. Lineage: Eukaryota; Metazoa; Chordata; Amphibia; Anura; Pelobatidae.